Molecule: messenger RNA, 2340 nt
Organism: Arxiozyma heterogenica
Lineage: Eukaryota; Fungi; Ascomycota; Saccharomycetes; Saccharomycetales; Saccharomycetaceae
Gene: FLC3
Product: putative flavin adenine dinucleotide transporter
Exons: 1
Coding region: 1-2340 (779 amino acids)
Biological process (GO): fungal-type cell wall biogenesis; transmembrane transport
Cellular component (GO): membrane
Source: RefSeq, a predicted model, not a curated record
AUGAUAUCCUUUAAAAAUAACUUUAUAUGCUACAUAUUUAUACUUUUUACAAUAUUCCAAAAUAUAUUGGCCAAACGAUCGCUUAUGGCCACCUCGUUGGUUUCCUGUAUGGAAAACUCGUUGUUAACUUCUGAUAGUUUUGAUGUUAAAUUUAAUCCUGAUGAUGGAUCUCUACACUAUAAUUUAGAUUUAACGACAGAAAUAGACUCAUUUAUUUAUGCAGAUAUAGACGUUUAUGCGUAUGGGUUCAAAAUUAUUACAAAAAAUGUUGAUCUUUGUGAAAUCAAUUGGAAACAAUUUUGUCCUGUUCACCCAGGGAGAAUACAAAUCGAAUCUAUUGAAUAUAUCUCUAAGGAUUUAAUAGAUGAAAUCCCAAAUAUAGCAUACGAAGUACCUGACAUCGAUGCUUAUGUAAAAGUCAAUGUCCAUUCCGUAAAUACAACAGAUUAUUUAGCAUGUAUUCAGGUGUUUUUCUCUAACGGAAAAACUGUAUCUCAAACUGGUGUCAAAUGGGCUACUGCUGUUGUUGCUGGUAUCGGGUUAUUGCUAUCAGCAUUAUUGUCAACCUUUGGUAAUUCUACUGCUGCCUCACAUAUCUCUGCUAACACCAUGUCUCUUUUCCUUUAUUUUCAAUCUGUUGUAGUCGUAGCAAUGGAACACGUUCAUAGAGUCCCACCAAUUGCUGCAUCCUGGGCAGAAAAUUUAGCAUGGUCAAUGGGAUUAAUCAAAGUGGACUUUAUGCAAAAGAUUUUCCGUUGGUACAUUGAUUCCACUGGUGGUACAUCGUCAUUGUAUAUGACAUCCACUACUAAGUCUGUUCUAACUCAGAGAUCUCUUGACUAUACUAUGGACUUACUAAAAAGAACCAUAAACGUCCUCUAUGGUAAUAGAAAUACUAUUAUUUUCAGAGGUAUUAGGAGGUUAGGAUAUGCUAUGGGUAUCGAAGAUACAUCAAUAGUUGCCACUGGUUUUACGUUCUUUGUUUUAUGUGGCUAUGUACUUGCUGGAUUCAUUAUUGUUGUAAAAUAUUCCAUUGAUUUAUCUGUUCGAUUGGGUUGGUUAUCAAACACAAAGUUUCGUGAAUUUAGACUGAAUUGGAAAAUUAUUCUAAAGGGUGCUUUAUUAAGAUAUAUCUAUAUUGGAUUCACUCAAUUAACAAUCUUAAGCUUUUGGGAAUUUACCGAAAGGGACUCUGCCGCAGUGAUUGUGAUUGCAUGUCUUUUCUUAAUUCUAUCUAUUGGCUUAAUGGCUUGGUCAAGUUUUAGAACGAUAUUUUUUGCAAGAAAAUCUAUCCAGCAGUAUAACAAUCCUGCCGCUCUAUUAUACGGGGAUGAUUUUAUCUUGCAUAAAUAUGGGUUUUUUUACACCAUGUUUAGUGCACCAUAUUAUUGGUGGAAUGUUGUUUUACUUUCUUAUGUUCUUCUAAAAUCGCUAUUUAUUGGGUUUGCACAAGGCUCAGGAAAGACACAAGCUUUGGCUAUUUUUAUCCUAGAUUUGGCUUACUCCAUCGCUAUUAUUCGUUAUAUGCCAUAUUUAGAUAAACCAACAAAUAUUAUCAAUAUCCUUAUUAGCAUAGUCACAUUGGUGAAUUCCUUUUUAUUCCUUUUCUUCUCAGAUUUGUUUGGCCAACCAUACACAGUCUCAGCUGUUAUGGGCUGGAUUUUCUUUAUCUUGAAUGCAGCAUUUUCAUUUGUUUUAUUAAUGAUGAUUUUAACAUUCACUGGCAUGAUUAUCUUCUCCAAGAACCCUGAUUUAAGAUUCAAACCAGCUAAAGACGAUAGAACAUCUUUCCAAAGACGUAAUGUUACCUCUGAAAUGACUCAUAUCCUUAAAUACGAUAUUGAUCAAGAUAAUAAAUCUGGCAAGAAUACUGAAAAGACUGCAUUACAAGAGUUAGCUGCGUUGGGCCAAGUGGCAAGGGAACAUGAUGACCAUUGGGAAGAUACUUUUAAUGAAGAUAAUGAUAUAAUCACGAGUUCUUCAGGAACAAUGGAAAAAUCAAACAAGCUUUCACCAUUUAUUCUAGAAAGUUCACCACAUGCCAAUGAGAAAUCACCAUUUAUUGCUGAUGAAGAACACCAAAACUAUGUAAAUAUCCCUAACUCUAGUGUUACACCAAUGGAAAGAGAGAUAAGUUACCCAUUCCAUUCUGAAUCCACUAGUAUACCCUUAAAUCCAAAUUCUCAUGAAAAUAUCACCACUGAUGAUAAUACUGAUAACAACACUAGUUUCCAUGGUGAAAUGGGAAUUGAUCAAACAAAUGACAUCUUAUCCCAUAAUAACAACAUAUUGAAUCCAUUUAACAGUCAAAAUAACCAUAUUUCAGAAAAUAUAAUAUGA